AUGGGCCAGCCAGUAUAUUCCGGCGAUGAACACCAUCAGUUUAGACAUGGGUUCAGAGAAGGGUUUGGAAAUGCGAUGAACCAAUUCAGCAAUGGAACCCAUUCUGGCAGAGGGCAUGGGAGAGGCAAUAUUGCGGCUAGCCACUUGGUUACCCUCAUAUUCUUGAAACUAAAUCUUCAAAAUCGCUCCUCUAUCAUCAUAACAGCCGCAUUCAGCGUGACUGCCUCGACUUUCGUGAUAUUGAGCGUUAUGUACGGUAGCUGGAAGUUGUCAAGAAGAAUUUAUCGACCGCAUACGAGGGAGCAGAAAAGGGACAGGUGUUUGGCAACUCUGUUACACUGGGCUAUGCUCUGGUCUGAUAUCGGUCUGGCGUUGACAAUAAGUCUGAUCGUCUUAAUGGUCGUGAAUGGGACCAUUUUAUCAAUGAGACUAAGAAGAACUGCGCAGCUUGACGUGAAGGAUAGGAUUGCCGCAAGUAGUAUUGUGUAUUACCUGGCUGGCACCGUCAUCCUCUUUACUCUCGUCCUCCCUUUCUGGGUACAGGGUGCAUUUUUGCACAGAGCGAGCAGUUCUUCGCUGGUGAUGGGUUCCAUAGCUUUGAAUCUAUUUGGUGUAGUUUAUGCAUUUAUUUACCUUCUCCUCCGCGCAAAUGGAAGGAACAUGAUGAUCGGCCCAGGAGACUCCGCAUGGUCGAAAGAUCUUUCAAACGGGUUCGGUUCAACAGAACUUGCUCUGGCAACACAAGUCAACCAACCUAUUGUUGCUGAGAAAUGGCACGAAUCGUACCUUGAGAAAACAAACCAUCUCUCUAGCGACGAGGAUGACCUCAAAGACGAGCAGCUACCGAAAACGAGGAGUCUUAAACGCCUUCCAUUCAACCCAAUCUCUAUACCACGCCCACCCGCCCUACAUUCCCGAAAACCGUCUAGCUAUUCUCUUUUCCCCACCAGAGAUUCCCCCCGUAUCACAAAGCCAUCCGUUCUAAACUUCCAUGAUAGUCGCGAAGACAUGUUAGCUCCGCCUCGACCAUCUUAUAUCCGUCAUCGACGCCUCUCCUCCGAAGUUAGUGCAGCCACAGUUCAAAUAGGUCUUAGGUUGAGCAACAUUGCGAUGCCGGCCCACUUUCAAAGCCACAACUCGUCAACAAUAAGUUUAGGAAUUUCUCCGACUCCAACAGAAGAAACGUCCAUUUAUCCGUCUGCUGAAAACCACACUCCAAGAUCCCCGCGUUUUAAAGAUUCACAUAUGAACCUAAAACCCUUAGCUAACCUGCUAACCACUCCUUCUAUAAGCCGAAGUGGUGGUUACCUUAAUAGAAUAUCACCCUUGAGGCAAAAUCCACCAGGAUUGGAAAUUGACCCUCCAAAUUCUCGCCGAUUAAGUCCCAUAAGGAAAAUACGUGCCCAACCAACCGGCAUGGAAGUUGACCUUCCACCCACCCCACUAGUGGUUUUGAAGGGUGACAGAAAUACCCCAAAUGAGACGUCAUCUCCUUUGGCUCAAUCUACCUCAAUGUAUCCGACUCCAACCCAAUCUUCCUGGCCACUUCCCAGCCCCUUAUCCCUUCUACCAAACAAAACCUUCAAGCAACCUGCUCAUUGGAUUUAA
Histoplasma capsulatum G186AR is the source of this 1608-nucleotide messenger RNA. RefSeq lists its product as uncharacterized. The transcript is spliced from 3 exons. The record is from RefSeq and is a predicted model, not a curated record. NCBI's taxonomy places the organism in Eukaryota, Fungi, Ascomycota, Eurotiomycetes, Onygenales, Ajellomycetaceae. The coding region runs from base 1 to 1608 and encodes 535 amino acids.